Caenorhabditis bovis is the source of this 1101-nucleotide messenger RNA. NCBI's taxonomy places the organism in Eukaryota, Metazoa, Nematoda, Chromadorea, Rhabditida, Rhabditidae. The record is from the annotation of a GenBank genome assembly.
AUGGCCUCAUUGCUUUGCAUCGAUUUUCGAAACCACAAAAACCGACCAAAGCUCUGGACGAAUGCCAUUAUUACAACCUUGAUGCUGAUUCUUGGAACCUAUUCAAUGCUUCACAACAUUCGAACAAGUCUCAGUGUGAAACAUAUAACCGCUGAAAUUUCGGCGCAGCUCCUUGUAAUCCUCUGGGCAUUUCAAUCCAUCAUUUCGCUAAUGUUUUUCAUUUAUUGGCAAUUUUUUGGCCAUCUUUCGACGUUUCGCCACAAAUUGAGACAAUGUCAAAACUAUGAAGGACUGCUCAGCGAGAGAGCAAAACACGCUGUUAGGCAGAGCAAUUUCUAUUUUUAUUUCAUAAUUCUAUCAAUUUGCUUCAUUAAUACAGCGUUUUCUAUCAAAUACUAUACAGAAUCGCAACAUUCAGAGUUCAAGAAAAAACAAGCAACGAUGUUUUAUUAUUCCGAGCUCCGUCCAAUCUAUGCUGCGGUUACGACGUAUUUAUACCUAGUUUGGAAUAUUACUUUAUUUGUGAUGAUUCAUUAUACAAAUGCCACGUAUCACGAAGUAUGCUACUUCAAUAAAUGCAUUGAUGAGUUUGAUGGAAAUACUGAGGAGACUAAUCAGCAAUUGUUGCAUUAUCUCGAAACUUAUAGUAAGCUGUGCUCCGUUAUUCGUUUUCUAGACCAGAUAUUUCGGUUAUACGCGUUCAUAAUGAUCGUAAUAACCGUACCAUCGAUGAUUCUCACCUUAAUGAUGUUAAAUCAUCGAAUUCACAGUAUCAAGGAUUUUCUAGUAUGCUUUCCAACGAUUGCAUUAUGUGUGUUCAGUUUUUUCGCGGUGACAAUUGCUCCAGCAAGGCUUCAUGACGAGAUAUGUAGAUCAAAGGGUUUUUUGUGUCAAAACAGAUCAGUUUGGUUUCCCUACCGGAAGGAAACUUACAUAAUUGCAAAUACCUUGACCUCUCAUAUGGAACAAUUCGACUUGGGAGUUUCUGUAUGGGGAUUUGCGCUCCUUUCAAGACCUUUAAUACUUGGAACACUCUCAGUUACUAUGAUGAUGCUCGGCUUAAUAAUCGAAGUGGCGCCAAAAACCGACCUGCUUCAAUGA